Molecule: messenger RNA, 1587 nt
Organism: Linnemannia hyalina
Lineage: Eukaryota; Fungi; Mortierellomycota; Mortierellomycetes; Mortierellales; Mortierellaceae
Source: the annotation of a GenBank genome assembly
AUGGCUCCCCCAUUCAAGAUUCUCAUUGCAGGAGCAGGACUCGGAGGUGUCACCCUCGCCGUGUUACUGGAGCGUGCCAAGAUUGACUUUGAGCUCUUUGAAUCCUCCUCCUCCGUCUCUCCUCUCGGAAGCGCUAUUUUGAUCGGUCCCACUGCGAUGCCGCUAUUUGAGCAAUUGGGUCUGCUUCGUCGUCUUCAGGAGAUUUCGAAGCCCAUCAAGACGAUGCACUUGGUUGAAGAGAGUCUAAAGCGGAUAGGGGAGAUUGACCUUGCGGAUCAUAAAGAGCAGACCGGGUAUGACUCUUUGGUUACAACGAGGUCCGACCUCCUACAGCUACUCGCCUCUCAAAUCCCGUCUCACAAGAUCCACUUCUCAAAACGAAUCGUCUCCUUCACAGCCAACAAGGACGAGGUCGUCCUUCGCUGCGCCGACGACACGACUUACCAAGGCGAUGUCCUCAUCGGAGCCGACGGAGCAUUCUCAAAAAUCAGAGAGCUGUUGUAUAAGCAGGUUGCCAAGAAAGGGAUCUUGCCAAGACAGGAUGCAGUGGCGGUGGCGGCGGAUGUUGCGGCGGCGACGGUCGCAAAUGCUGCUGCUUUGCUUGAUGAUGGUAGUGAUGAGACGGCAACAGCGGAGGCGGAGGGGGAGGCGUUGAAGGGCGGGCAUAUCCAUCUCGUGGGUGUUACGCAUGCAUUGGAUGUCGAGAAGUUUGGGGCGCUCUUGGAAGAUGAGAGUCGGUGUGAGAUUGUUGUUGGCACCACCUUGCCUCAUUCUUGGAGUUAUUUUACGGUGCCUGGAAAUCGGAUCUGUUGGUCGGUGAAUAUGGAGAUUGACGACAACACGCUUCUGGAACAACGCGCCCGUUGCGUCGACUCCUCCUACCCACCAAAAUCGCCUCCCUCACCCACACCCUCCUCCCUCUCUCACCUCUCCUUCUCCUCCACCGAAAGCGGCCAAUUCACCACCGCAGCAACACUAGGUUGGGAGGCAGAAGAAUCCAACACAAUCGCCCAUUCCCUCCUCGUCUCGGAAGAAUGCCGAACCUUCCCAUUACCAAUGGGCGGCAAACUUGGUGAUCUGAUGGACGCGACACCCAAGGACCAUAUGGCUCGAGCCAUCUCGGAAGAGACGCUGUUCGAGACAUGGCAUCAUGGACGGACCCUCUUGAUCGGUGACGCAUGUCAUCGCAUGUUCCCGAAUGCAGCCCAUCAAGGAGCGACCAACGCGAUUGGGGAUGCAGUGAUUUUGGCCAACUUGUUCCAUGAUUUGCCGUUGGCUUCUUCAGAGAAUUUGGUUGAGUUGUUCAAGGACUUUCAUGCGGAUCGGUACUUGCAUGCCAAGGGACAGAUGUUGAUGAACCGCAAAGUUAACCGCAUCCUCAGCGGACAGACGUGGACAGAGUCGCUGAUGAGAAAGUUCUAUGUGCGGUACAUGUCAAAGGUGUACCAACAUUUCUGUGAUUCAAAGACGUUGGCGGAUCGUCCUCAAGCGACCUUCUUGCCGCUUGUCGAGAGUCGUGGACAUGUCGAUGCUCUGCCUCAGAAGGAGCAUAAGGUCUUUGGAGCUGAUACCCAUGAGAAGCACUAA